AUGGACUCCAAAUUGUAUCUGGCUGAGAAUGUGCUCAAUGAGCGCCGCCCUGUCACCUAUCGUUCAUUGAGCCGUGCGCUCAAAGUGAACGCCAAUCGGGCUAAACAUAUCCUUUUUGAAUUCCACCGCAAUGAGAACGCGAAAAAGCCGCAGACUGUCCACGCAACCUACGUCAUCUCCGGUCUCCAGAAAGCGUCUGAACCAGCCCCUGCAAAUGGCCAUGCGAACGACGAGGAUGAGGUUAUGCAGAGCAGUCCGUAUCUGCCUAGCUCAAUCCCGAACCAGGAUGAAGUCUCAGACUCAAUUCGCAUCACCUCCAUUGUGUUAGCGCGUGAAGAAGACCUUGAAGAUGCGAAAUCAACAUUCCAGUCGAUAUCUACCAUUCAUGUCUACAGCCUUGAACCGACCGCUCUCCCGGACUUGAAUGUGUUGGUGGAUGCCAGCCGAGAGAUAGCGAGUAGCCAUGCGCAUGAGGAUCCAUUAGAGUGUGGGAAGCAAUGGGGUAUGAUCCAAAACCGGAAUGUCAAGAGGAGGACUGGUGCGCGCCCACCCCCACCCCGAGCUGCAGCUGCAGCUCCAGCUGUUAAGGCGCCAGCUGCCAAGGCAUCGAAGCCUGCGACUGAGUCGACGGUGCCUGCCAAACGGCCAUUUCAAAAGGAAUCAUCCUCAGCAAAGGCAGAAGCUCCCAAGCCCGAUGAACCAAAGUCCGAGCCAUCCUCUGCUGCCAACUCUCAGACAUCCUCGAAGCCUUCUGGUAAAUCAGCGCCAGCUAAGCAAAAAGGCAAUAUUUUCAGCUCUUUCGCCAAGGCAAAGCCAAAGACCAAGGCAUCAACACCUACAGAAUCGGCCGCAGCAAGUGCCGCGGAAGAUGUGAUGCUUGACGAUGCCUCUGAAGAAGAGGCCGAAGAGCUGUUCCCCAAUAGCACCGAUAAAACUGCUGCACCAACUCGCGAAAAUAGAAAAGAGCGCGAGGAGAAGCUUAAGAAGAUGAUGGAUGACGACGAGGAUGAGGCUGAUGGUACACCCAGGUCUCCAUCUUGCGACUCGAAGAAACAAGGCAUUGACAUGCAUACAGAUGAAGAAAUGCCUGAUGCCGACGAGGAACCACGGGAGCCCACGCCUAUUGAACAACCGCCACCAUCCAAACCAGCCGAACUCAAAGAAGAAGUGACAGUGCAAGGUGGGCGGCGGCGAGGCAAGCGGCAAGUCAUGAAGAAGAAGACGGUCAAAGACGAGGAAGGUUACUUAGUCACCCGGGAAGAGGCAUCAUGGGAGUCUUUCUCCGAAGAUGAGCCGGCGCCCAAGAAGAAGCCAGUCAAUGUUCCCAAGGCCAAGGCUGGCAAAGCCGCGGGACAAGGGAAUAUCAUGUCAUUCUUUGGGAAGAAAUGA
Molecule: messenger RNA, 1389 nt
Organism: Penicillium paradoxum
Lineage: Eukaryota; Fungi; Ascomycota; Eurotiomycetes; Eurotiales; Aspergillaceae
Exons: 8
Coding region: 1-1389 (462 amino acids)
Biological process (GO): nucleotide-excision repair, DNA gap filling; DNA replication; DNA strand elongation involved in DNA replication
Cellular component (GO): nucleus; delta DNA polymerase complex
Molecular function (GO): DNA-directed DNA polymerase activity
Source: RefSeq, a predicted model, not a curated record